AGUCAGGGAAACGUUCCUCUUUCACUUUUUCUCACCUUUUUCUUUUUUCAUCGUGUUCAUUUUAUACUAAUUCUCGAUCGACGGGCAAAUUCAUCUGUAAUGCAAUUGUGUGGAAAGACUGGCAAACCAGCUACUCGAAAACUAGUGAUUUGUGGUGACGGCGCGACUGGCAAGACGACGUUGCUCAACGUGUUUACUCGUGGAUACUUUCCCCAAGUGUAUGAACCGACAGUGUUUGAAAACUAUGUACAAGAAGUUGUAGUCGAUGGUCAAGAAGUAGAGCUCUCAUUAUGGGACACUGCAGGCCAAGAGGAGUUUGAUCGUUUACGAUCGCUGUCAUAUGCAGAGACGCAUGCAGUGAUCAUGUGCUUUUCUGUUGACAGCCGCGACUCGCUUGAAAACAUCCCCAACCGAUGGAUGAACGAGAUUGUAGAGCAUUGUCCCGAAGCAAAGAUUCUGUUGGUUGCACUCAAGUGUGACUUACGAGACAAUGAAGAAUUGCUUCGUCGAAAGAAUAUCAGCCCAGUGCUGUAUGAAGAGGGACUAGAAGUAGCUCGAAGCAUAAACGCUGUCCGUUACCUGGAGUGCUCGGCAAAACACAAUCGUGGUAUUCGAGAGUGCUUUGAGCAAGCAGCACGUGUAUCUCUAAACGUCAAAUUCAAGACAUCGGCUGAUGCAAAGCGGAAUACGUGCCUCAUCUUAUGAAAAGAACUCUCAUCCAUCGUACCUCUUCUUGUCUCCCUCUUUGUUUCCCCAACUAUUUCCCAAAGCGAUAUACCCUUCGUUGAAUGUGCAUCCCUCCUUUUACUCACCCAGUCCUACUUAUAUUCCCUACUCGCGACCCCACUAUCACCAACACUCUGCCUCGAUAUGAUGACCCUCACCCCUUUUCAUAGAGUGGAAGAUCAUCAUAUCAAGAGGAACUUUUUGGUUUC
Molecule: messenger RNA, 935 nt
Organism: Zychaea mexicana
Lineage: Eukaryota; Fungi; Mucoromycota; Mucoromycetes; Mucorales; Lichtheimiaceae
Product: small GTPase superfamily
Exons: 5
Coding region: 100-705 (201 amino acids)
Biological process (GO): small GTPase-mediated signal transduction
Molecular function (GO): GTPase activity; GTP binding
Source: RefSeq, a predicted model, not a curated record